Messenger RNA from Pelecanus crispus (Dalmatian pelican), 1727 nucleotides. NCBI's taxonomy places the organism in Eukaryota, Metazoa, Chordata, Aves, Pelecaniformes, Pelecanidae. The record is from RefSeq and is a predicted model, not a curated record.
UAUGAAAUCAAUCUGCUGGAACUGAUCAAGAAAAGAAGAGCACGCAUUGGAUAUUCAUUUAAGAAGGAUGAAAUUGAGAAUUCCAUUCUGCAUAGAGUCCAUAGCCUCUUCAACCGUGCUACAGGGAAAUGGAAAGAAGAUGUCCAGCUUUGGCUUUCACAUGUUGCAUUUUGCAAGCAGUGGAAUGCGAAACAUCAGCUUAGCAAGGUGUUUUCUUCCAUGUUGGCCAUUCAUUCCAAUAAACCAGCACUGUGGAUUAUGGCAGCAAAAUGGGAAAUGGAGACACAACUCUCAUCAGAAAGUGCUAGGCGCUUGUUCCUUCGUGCUUUGCGCUUCCAUCCAGAGUGCCCAAAACUUUACCAAGAAUAUUUCAGAAUGGAGCUGAUGCAUGCUGAAAAACAGAGGAAGGAAAAGAAAGCAUUUGAACAAGCAAAGAUGGACUUGGGGGAAUUCAAUUAUUCCGAAGAGAUUCUCAAUGGGGAAAUGGCUCGCAUAAUCUACAGGGAUGCUGCUCAGAAAAUUAAAGGUGUUGAAUUCCAUCUGGCUGUGCUGUCUAUUGCAAAGCUCUUCGAUUUUACCCAAGAUUUGCAAAAAGAAAUUCUCGAAAGUCUGCAGGCCAAGUAUGCUGAUGACCCUCUUACAUGGGACUACCUGGCCCGUCGUGAGCUGGAGCUGGGGUCCCUGCAGUCCACAGGACACACCACAAAACAGAUGAAAGUAUCCGAAAUGACCCAGAGAGAGGAGCGGUGCUGUGCGGUCUUUGAAGAGGCUGUGAGAGCAGUCCCAACAGAGGACAUAUGGAAAUGCUACAUCACUUUUUGUUUAGAGAGAUACAACAGGAAAACCAACAGUGAAGAUUUAAAACAAAAGAGGCUGGAGAGGACACUGAGUGUGUUCAGCAAAGCCCAUGAGUCCAGUUUGCUGCCAGAAGCUCUCUAUAAGCAGUGGCUUCAACUGUUGCUGGAGUCCAACCUCUUUGAGAAGGCUACGGAGGUGGCAGAAGCUGCAACGAAGCGCUUCAGCCUUUCACUGGAAACUUGGCAGAUGAGGCUGCAGGUGCUGAUCCAACUGAAGAGUGACGAGGUGACCCAGUGUUUUGAAGAAGCCGUUAAGCACGUGAAAUCUAAGGGCACUUUGCCACUAUGGACCCUCUGGGUGGAAUGGAGUGAAGGCACAAACAGCAAGGAAGACACAGAAGCUCUCUACCGGAGAUCCUUACAUGCCACAUUGACUAUGAAAGAAAAGUAUCUUGACUGGACUUACAGGAAUGGUGGUUAUAAGAAAGUUAAGAGAGUCUUUACCAGCCUGUGUGAAAAUCGUCCAUUUUCACUUGACUUCUUCAGGAAGAUGAUCCAAAUAGAAAAGGAGCAAGAAUGCUGCAAAAUGCUUCAUCUGAGAGAAUACUACGAACGUGCCUUGAGAGAGUUUGGUUCAACAGAUUCUGAUCUCUGGCUGGAUUAUAUCAAAGAGGAGCUAAGUCAUCCCCAAGGCAAACCAGAGAACUGUGGGAGCAUUCACUGGCGAGCCAUGAAGAUGUUGCAGGGAGACCUGGUGGAAGACUUUGUUUCCAAAUACACUUUAUUGCAAACUGGACAUUUGUGAAAAACUAUAAAUAGUUACAACAUGACAGUGUGGAUUUAUUUUUUAAGUUCUUUGUACAAAGGUAAAUACGUACCUGGAUCGUAUUAAAGUGUACCACCUUUACGUUCUUGCCUAUGUGGAAAAAA